Trachemys scripta elegans is the source of this 4971-nucleotide messenger RNA. RefSeq names its product vav guanine nucleotide exchange factor 1 (gene VAV1). Bases 1904 to 4678 code for a protein of 924 amino acids. The record is from RefSeq and is a predicted model, not a curated record. NCBI's taxonomy places the organism in Eukaryota, Metazoa, Chordata, Testudines, Emydidae. Gene Ontology annotation, molecular function: guanyl-nucleotide exchange factor activity; protein binding. Gene Ontology annotation, cellular component: cytoplasm. The transcript has 29 exons. Gene Ontology annotation, biological process: regulation of GTPase activity; intracellular signal transduction; cell migration.
UGUUCUGGGUAUGAGGCGGAGAGUAUCCCUGUGGCUGUGAGUGGGGUUGUGUGUUCUGGGAGUGACCGUAGGUGUGUGUUGGAAUGUAUCUGUGUGACUGUGAGUUGGGUUGUGUGUUCUGGGAGUGACAGUAGGUGUGUGUUUGAAUGUAUCUGUGUGACUGUGAGUUGGAUUGUGUGUUCUGGGUGUGAGGCGGAGUGUAUCCCUGUGGCUGUGAGUUGGGUUGUGUGUUCUGGGAGUGACCGUAGGUGUGUGUUUGAAUGUAUCUGUGUGACUGUGAGUUGGGGUGUGUGUUCUGGGAGUGACAGUAGGUGUGUGUUUGAAUGUAUCGGUGUGGCUGUGAGUUGGGUUGUGUGUUCUGGGAGUGACAGUAGGUGUGUGCUUGAAUAUAUCUGUGUGACUGUGCGUUUGAGUGUAUCACUGUGAGUUUAUGUUGCUGAGUUUGGUGUAUUUUGGUUGUGUUAGUGGGGGUGAGUUUGAAUGUAUCUGUGUGCCUGAGUUGGUGAGUCGAGUUGUGUAUUCUGGGUGUGAUAGUGGGUGUAAGUUUGAAUGCAUCUCUGUGACUGUGAGAAGGUGAGUCUUGUUGUGUGUUUUUGGGUGUGAGUUGGAGUGUAUAUGACUGAGUUUGUGCAUUGCUGAGUCGAGUUGUGUAUUCUGGGUGUGUUAGUGAGUGUGAAUGUAUCUGUGUGAUUGUGAGUUGGGUUGUGUGCUUUGGGUGUGAUAGUGGGUGUGAAUUUGAGUGUAUCUCUGUGACAGAUGGUGAGUCUGGUUGUGUGUUUUGGGUGUGAGUUUGAAAUGUAUGAGUGUGAGCUGGUAUGUUUGUGAGUCUGAUUUCUGGGUGUGGUGUAAUGGCACAUUAGUGUCCUCGGGUAGGCUUGUGGGUGUCAGAUGGGUUGUCUUUAUGAGUCUGUGUUUCGAGUGUGCCUGGGUGCUAGUGUGUUUGUGUAGCCUUCAAGGUGUGAGAAAUGUGUUUGGAAGCCUGUGUGAUUAUGAGGUAUUGUGAGUCCGAUUGUGGAGGGGCAGCUGGUGUGGGUGUGAUGGGGAGCGGGUGAGGCUGUAAGCACAGCCGCGGCGAGGGUUGCUGUUUGUGCCGCAGAUGUGACCACUCCUCUAGGACUGUUGGCGUGAACGUGACUGUGGGCUGGUGUCGGCUUGAGUGUGAAUGUGAGUGCUGGUGUACGAAACACCUCCUGUCACCCGGGCCUUGUGCACAGCCCCCCUCGGCUCCAUCCCACCCCGCCUGUUGCUGUGUGUCAGUCAGAACUGCUUCCCACCCUCUCGUUCAACGGGUUCCUUGUAUCAACCCCUCUCAUCUAUUGCGUGAAGCAGAAUGGCGCCCCCUGUCACCAGCACUGGGGUUCGCGUGGAGGCUGAGAGCGCCCCCUACUGAGCUGUCACCCUGCUCCCUUCAGCACAGCGCCCCCUAGUGCCACCCUGGGGUAGCAGGCUCAGCACUGAUUCAGAAGGGAGAGCGCCCCCUACUGAACCCCCCUCACCGCUCUCUUUAGUGCAAGGUUCCCUGUCCAAGGUCUGACCCAGCCCGACCUUGCUUGGGGGAGCAGAUCACGGCCUUAUAAGGGGUUUUUUCCUUUAUAAAAGACUCUGGAAGUAGGAGCCGAGCAAGGAUUGAAGCAGGAACAACGGUACGCGCCAGAUGGCUGGUGGCAGCUGGGGAUGGAAGGAGUGAGUUGACUUUUCCAGCGAGUUUCUUGGACAGGUGCUUUGCUGGGGAACUCUGAGCUGGGUGACUGGGCAGGAAAUGACCUGGCAUUGAGAUUGGAUUAACAUCAGCUCCAAACCCACGACCACAAAUGUGGUGACUUGCUCACGCUGGUAGGUGCUUUUAAAAGGGGCCGGUCUCCUCUGCCAGCACUUCUCCUGCUCACCACAGCAGCUCUCUCCGAUGCCCCUGGAGGGAAGGGGCACCCUGCCCUUGCAGCUCCUCCCUGGCGUGCGGGAGGGGGAAGCUCCCAGGCCUGCUCCACCCCAGCCCCCACAUGGGCUCCCUUGCUCUGUGGUUUGGUGUUGUCAGUUGCAAAAGAGGAAGCUGUCGCUCUCAGGCAUCGGUUUCCCAGACACGAGGAGGAGGCGGAGGCAGCAGAAGCAGUCAGCAGCCGGCCAGCGAGGACGCCCAGUUGGGGAGAUGGAGCUGUGGAAGCAAUGCGCCAACUGGCUGAUUCAGUGCCGGGUGCUGCCCCCCAACCACCGGGUGACCUGGCCCAGCGCCCAGGUGUGCGAACUGGCUCAGGCCCUGCGCGACGGCGUCCUGCUCUGCCAGCUGCUCAACAACCUAAUGCCCCAUGCCGUCAACCUGCGGGAGAUCAACUUGCGGCCCCAGAUGUCCCAGUUCCUGUGUCUCAAGAACAUCCGCACCUUCCUCUCCACCUGCUGCGAUAAGUUCGGCCUGCGCAAGAACGAACUCUUUGAAGUCUUCGAUCUCUUCGACGUGCGGGAUUUCGGGAAGGUGAUCGAGACCUUGUCGAUCCUCUCAUGGACUCAGGUAGCUCAAGCCAAAGGGAUCAUGCCCUUCCCCACCGAGGACAGCGUCGCGGACAACGACGUUUAUGGUGACCUUUCGGAUCAGAUUGAUGACACGGUGGAGGAAGAUGACGACCUGUACGACUGCGUGGAGAAUGAGGAGGCGGAAGGAGAUGAAAUCUACGAAGACCUGAUGAGGUCGGAGCCGGUUGUCAUGCCACAGAAGAUGACCGAGCUGGAUAAGCGGAACUGCUGCCUUCAAGAAAUCAGACAGACGGAGGAGAAAUACACAGACACACUAGAAUCCAUCUACCAGCACUUUAUGAAGCCCCUGCAGAGAUUUCUAAAACCCGAGGACAUGGAGAACAUUUUCAUCAACAUCGAGGACCUUGUGAAGGUGCAUCGAUUCUUCUUGGAUGACUUGAAGAAUGUCCUGUCCUUCAGCAACGCCCAGAACCUCUACCAGGUCUUUAUCAAGUACAAGGAAAGGUUCCUGCUCUACGGCAGAUACUGCAGUCAGGUGGAAGCCGCCAGCCGGUGUCUGGACCAAGUGGCUGGUGCCAGCAUGGACGUGAGGAUGAAGCUGGAGGAAUGCUCCCAGCGAGCCAACAAUGGGCGCUUCACCCUGCGUGACCUGCUGAUGGUGCCCAUGCAACGGGUGCUGAAAUACCAUCUGCUCCUACAGGAGCUUGUGAAACAUACGGUGGAGCCAACAGAAAAGGAGAACUUGCGGCUGGCGCUGGAUGCCAUGCGGGACCUGGCACAGUGCGUGAACGAGAUCAAGAGAGACAACGAGACCCUGAAACAGAUCACCAACUUCCAGCUCUCCAUAGAGAAACUGUCACAGUCCCUGGCUCAGUACGGGAGGCCGAAGAUUGACGGGGAGCUAAAGGUCACCAGCUCUGAGAAACGCUCCAAGACGGACAGGUACGCCUUCCUCCUGGACCAAGCCCUGCUCAUUUGCAAGCGGAAAGGGGACUCCUACGAGAUGAGGGAUUUCAUCGACCUCCAUACUUACCAGAUCCGGGACGACCCCUUGGGAGAAAAGGACAAUAAGAAGUGGACUCACAUGUUCCACCUGAUCUGUAGUUAUGGGACCCAGGGCUACGAGCUCUUCUUCAAGACGCGAGAGCUGAAGAAGAAGUGGAUGGAGCAGUUUGAAAUGUCCAUCUCCAAUAUCUACCCCGAAAACGCCACGUCCAAUGGCCACGACUUCCACAUGCACUCCUUCGAGGAGAAUGCGUCCUGCAAAUCCUGCCAGAUGCUGCUCAGGGGCACGUUCUACCAGGGCUAUCGCUGCAGCCGAUGCAAAGCCCCAGCUCACAAGGAGUGUCUGGGCCGGGUAUCCCCCUGCGGGAAGUCGAGCUCAGAUUAUGGGUCUACGCUGAAAAAGAAUAAAUCCAACCGACACACGCAGGAGAGAAAGAAGAACGAACUCGGGCUGCCCAAAAUGGAGGUUUGCCAGGAGUAUUACGGGCUGCCCCCGCCACCCGUGGCAUUUGGCCCAUCGCUGCGACUCAACAUGGGGGACAUUGUGGAGCUGACCAAAGCCGAGGUGGAGCAGCUCUGGUGGGAGGGCAGAAACACAUCCACGAAUGAGAUCGGCUGGUUCCCAUGCCAAAAAGUCAAACCGUAUGUGUGUAAUCCUCCCCCGGAUUUUUCUGUUUAUCUUUGGUACGCGGGACCUAUGGAGAGAGCAGAGGCGGAGCAAAUCCUCACGAACCGUUCAGACGGCACGUUCCUGGUGCGGCAGAGGGUCAAGGACGCAGCCGAGUUUGCCAUCAGCAUCAAGUUUAAUGUAGAAAUCAAACACAUCAAGAUCCUGACGUCGGAGGGGCUGUACCGCAUCACGGAGAAGAAGGCGUUCAAAGGACUCAUAGAGCUGGUGGAGUUUUACCAGCACAACUCCCUGAAAGACUGCUUCAAAACCCUGGACACCACGCUGCAGUUCCCGUUCAAGGAGCCCGAGCGGAGGGGCAUCUCCAGACCUCCCGCAGGAGGACUGAAGUACUUUGGGUCGGCGAAGGCUCGCUACGAUUUCUGCGCGCGGGACCGGACGGAGCUGACGCUCAAGGAGGGCGACAUCAUAAAGAUUCUGAGCAAGAAAGGGCAGCAGGGCUGGUGGAAAGGGGAGAUCUACGGCCGGGUUGGCUGGUUCCCAGCGAAUUAUGUAGAGGAAGAUUAUUCGGAAUAUUGCUGAGGUCUGGAGCCCUGUGUAAUUUCCCCCCCCCCCACCGAGAUCAUGACCCACAGGAUUCCCGACGCUGCCCGGCACUCACACCCUGAGCUUGCGCGGCGCCAGGCCCGGAAGGGGUCUCUGUAGCAGGAAGAAAUGUGUUGGAGGAAGUGCGGCGGGGAGUAGCACCCCGGGACUAUUAAUUUAUGAACUUUCGGAUCCCUCUUCUCUUUCCCUUCUCUCACGCAUGUAAAGGAAGUUUUGUGUUGAAUAAACUGGAUGGGUGGACAGGCUGGGGAUGUAUCGGCUGUCACCCU